AUGUCCAAGAUCCGUGUCGCUAUCAUUGGCUCCGGCUGGGCCGGUUUCACACUUUCUCAGAAACUUUCACUUGCAAAAUACGACGUGACAGUCAUAUCGCCAGUCCGAACGAUUCAGUAUACUCCCUUGCUGGCCAGUGCGGCAUGUGGACUUUUCAACUUUCGCCUGGCGGAGGAGCCGGUUCGGCGUAGGCAUAGGACGGCUCUUAAGUACUACAAGGCCGUUGCUGAGGAUAUUGACUUCGAAAAGCGAAUCAUUCGAUGCAAGACCGCAGCAGUCAUCGGUGGUGAAGAGGCUGAGAUUUUCAACGUUGAGUACGACAAAAUCUGCAUUGCCCCAGGCUGCGACAUCCAAACAUUCGGUACCCCAGGAGCUGACAAACAUGCUCUAUUCCUGCGGACAACAAACGAUGCCCGACUGAUCCAACAACGCAUCCUGGAAAUGCUGGACAAGGCCUCACUACCAAACAUCAGCGAAGAAGAGCAGAACGAUAUCCUUAACAUUCGCAUUGUCGGUGGUGGUGCGAUCGGAAUCGAGGCAGCUGCUGAAAUCUUCGAUCUUUGGAAUGAGGACAUGCGCUUCCUAUACCCGCACCUUGAUGGAAAGAUGACCAUCACCAUUCAUGACGUUGCUCCUUCAAUCUUGUCUACAUUCGACUCGAAACUCAGCGAGUAUGCAACACAGUCGCUGAAAGGCAAGCACGUGGAAUUGAAGACGAGUUCGCAUAUUCAAAAUGUGAAGCCCGACGCCAUUUUCACCAAAGAGGACGGUCGGCUUCCGUUUGGACUUUUGAUAUGGGCUACUGGCAACAAGGCCAGUUCCUUAGUCGAGAGGCUGCCGGUGAAGAAGCCCGAAAAGGGCCUGCCAAGAAUGAUUACCGACAAAUACUUGCGAAUUCUGAGACCAGACGGCAGUCAUAUGGAAGGUGUUUACGGUUUGGGUGACGCGGCGGACAUUGAAGGGGAGUCCCUGCCAACACUCGCGGAAGUGGCACUGCAGAAAGGAGAGUACCUAUCCGAGGCUCUGAAUCAAGAAGAUGCGUCCACGAAGCCUUUUGAGUACAAACAACGCGCUCUGCUGGCUUAUCUGGGUCGGCACGACGGAAUAAUGGGCGGUAAAGAAGACUGGACAGGCUUGAGCGCUUGGCUUGCCUGGAGGUCUGGCAGUCUGGGCUGGACAAGAAGUUGGCGAAGAAAGAUCAUGAUCUCAAUCAGCUGGUUGUUUGUCUGGCUCGGAGGAAGAGACAUUGCAAGAUACUGA
This is a messenger RNA of Truncatella angustata, 1260 nucleotides long. RefSeq lists its product as uncharacterized. Gene Ontology annotation, molecular function: NADH dehydrogenase activity. Bases 1 to 1260 code for a protein of 419 amino acids. NCBI's taxonomy places the organism in Eukaryota, Fungi, Ascomycota, Sordariomycetes, Amphisphaeriales, Sporocadaceae. The record is from RefSeq and is a predicted model, not a curated record. The transcript has a single exon.